This is a messenger RNA of Tyto alba (common barn owl), 1698 nucleotides long. RefSeq names its product calcium binding protein 2 (gene CABP2). Gene Ontology annotation, molecular function: calcium ion binding. Lineage: Eukaryota; Metazoa; Chordata; Aves; Strigiformes; Tytonidae. The record is from RefSeq and is a predicted model, not a curated record. The transcript is spliced from 6 exons. The coding region runs from base 575 to 1393 and encodes 272 amino acids.
CCCCCCCUCCCCGGUGUCCCCCCCGUUCUGGCCUUCUCCUCCCCCGCCAAACACCCCGGGGGAGGGGGGGCUGCACCGCGCCGGAGACUGCUCGGCGGGUCGCGCUCUCCCCUGGCCGGUUUGGGGCCAUGUAUUAUCCCCCUGCCCCCCCUCCCCGGUGGUGGCCUCGUCCCGGCGAGCGAGCGCCGGGCCCCGGGGAUCCGGUUUCCCUCUCACCUGGCCCCGGGGGUGAGGAGAGGGAGCGGGGGCCGGCGGCGGGACGGGGCAGCAGGCGGCAUGUUCGUCCUUUUCCGCGGGCCCCGGCGGCGGGGGGCCGGUAGCUUCGCACCCCGCGCUUGCUGGGGCACCUGCUGCCCCCUGCGGCCCCGGUAAACGGGGCGGUCGCUGCCUCCGCCCGGCCCCGCGACCUGGGGGGGCCCUGGCACCGUUGGCACCCCGGGGCAGCCGAGUUGUGGAGGCGCGUCUCCCCCCACCGUGAGCCCGGUGGGCUGCCGAGGAGUCGGGAGCCCCCACUGGCCCCCGCUUUUGGGAUGGGAAGCCGCGCUCUGGUCCCGGCACCGGGGACCCCGAGGAGAUGUCGGAAUCUCCCCCGUUGCAAAGCUACUCAGUGCUGCAAGGGCUGGUGGGGCCGGCCUGCAUCUUCCUGCGGCAGAGCAUUGCCAUCACCCAGCUGGACCGAGACCUACGGCCCGAGGAGAUUGAAGAACUGAAGCAGGCUUUCCGGGAGUUUGACAAGGACCGCGAUGGCUACAUAAGCUACAAGGACCUGGGCGAGUGCAUGCGGACCAUGGGCUACAUGCCCACCGAGAUGGAGCUCAUCGAGCUGUCCCAGCAGAUCACUGGGGGCAAGGUGGAUUUUGACGAUUUCGUGGAGCUGAUGGGCCCCAAGAUGCUGGCAGAGACGGCGGACAUGAUCGGGAUCAAGGAGCUGCGCGACGCUUUCCGCGAGUUCGACACCAAUGGGGACGGGCAGAUCAGCAUGGCGGAGCUGCGGGAGGCCAUGCGCAAGCUGCUGGGGCAGCAGCUCAACUACCAGGAGGUGGACGAGAUCCUCAAGGACGUGGAUCUCAACGGGGACGGCCUGGUGGACUUCGAAGGUAGGGGCUGGGGAGGGGGGCCACCAACGUCCCUGGGAAUAUUCGGGGUGUUUUGUACAUAUUUUCCUGCCGGCAGAGUUUGUGCGGAUGAUGUCGCGCUGAGGGCGGUGUGUGCCAACACGGGAUGCGAGCCCCCGCUGUGCCUUACGAAGAGGAGGGGGGCCACGGAGGAGACACCCGGCUCCAGCUGCUGGGGCCGUGCCGGCGCGGCACUAGAGCCCAGGGCAAAGCCCUUGCUUUUUCAUCGCUGGAGGUGCUCAGACUCAUCCUCGGCUGUGCUUCUGCCCGGCUGCUGAGGUCCAACCAUGGCGUGGGGCACCGGGGCCCAACGCCGGGCCCCUUUUCGGCGCAGACUUGGCCAGGCAGCAGCCGCUGUCACCUCUGCUCCUUGCCCUGAUCUCACCCCCACCUCCUGUUUCUCCAAAAUUCAAAACAUGCCAGUCCCUUCUCCUCCAGCUGCACCUCAGCUCACCCCUCCAUUUUGAACCCUGUAUCCAACGCCAAGCCCUUCACGUUGACCCCACUCCCUCCACACUGUGAUUUAGGGCUGACCCUGCGGCAUAACCCACCAUCUCUCCCCAUCACCCCCGUUUGAGCUCAG